GCAGCAGUCGCGGCGGCUCUCUUGGCGUGCUCACCUCAGCUCAGCUCGGGUCACCUCUUUGUCUCUCCAAGAUUUCCUCCUGCCUCCCUCCGCUCGGUUCAGCUCAGCUCGGCCUCCGGCGUCGUCUUCUUCCUUCCGCGACAUCGCAUACUGACCAGGAAGGCGUAGGUGCUGUAGGACAUGGCGGAGGAGGAGGAGGCCAGCAGCAAGAAGCUCUUCUCCGCCUCCGACGUCGCCGGGCACGCCUCCAGGAUGGACUGCUGGGUCGUCAUCCACGGCAAGGUGUAUGAUGUGACCAAGUUCUUGGAGGACCACCCUGGUGGAGAGGAUGUUCUCCUGCAUGCAUCUGCCUCUGGGGAUGCGACGGAGGCAUUUGAAGAUGUGGGACACAGUACAUCAGCCAUCGGCAUGAUGAACAACUACCUAAUCGGAAGCAUCAAGGACUAUGUGCCUCCUAGCGCAUCGAAAGCUAAAAAUUUCGGUGGCGAUGAUGUGCCGCCAAACUUCAGAGGCAUGCCACGGAAGAAAGGGCCUCCUGCUCCAAACACAUUUCUGGACUUCCUGCUCCCUUUGUUUGUGCUCAGCCUUGCCUUUGCAGCCUGGUACUACCUGACCUUCAUCGCGAAGGCCUAGUAAAUUUGGUUAAGGUUCAAAGGUUUGCACAUUUUACUUUGCUACGUCUGCUGCAGCGAUACAUUUCAGCGAGAUAGAGUCUGGUCAAUUCUAAGUUUUACUAUGAGGUUUCUGCCUGUGAAUUAGAAACGAAAGAAUGAAUUGUCUUAUUUAUUACCAAAUUGUUGUCUUUGCUUGGAAGCUGGUGCCACUCUUCUUACAUGUAAACUGCAUGACUGCAUCAGUAAAAUGUAUGGAUCCAUGUCUUUAUGAAUUUUAUAUGCGGUUCUCAAAA
Messenger RNA from Oryza brachyantha (malo sina), 907 nucleotides. Its product is annotated as cytochrome b5-like. The transcript has 3 exons. The coding region runs from base 181 to 633 and encodes 150 amino acids. The record is from RefSeq and is a predicted model, not a curated record. Gene Ontology annotation, cellular component: intracellular membrane-bounded organelle; membrane. NCBI's taxonomy places the organism in Eukaryota, Viridiplantae, Streptophyta, Magnoliopsida, Poales, Poaceae. Gene Ontology annotation, molecular function: heme binding.